AUGGCCUUCCGUGAGAAAAUAGCCAUAGACAGUGCAGGUUUUCCAAAGUAUAAAUGUUUGGAUAAUGGCCAUACAACGAGCAAAAAAAAUGUUGAUGUUGAUAAUCAGUUCAUUGUUCCCUAUAAUGCGACGUUGCUUCUUAAGUAUGGUUGUCACAUAAAUAUUAAGUACACAUGCCAGACGUCAGCUAUAAAGUAUUUGUUUAAGUACGUGCACAAAGGUAAUGAUCGUGUCACAGCUUCGUUUUUCCGGUCACAUGAUUCAGAUGAUUCGGAUAAGCAGGGGCAUAUAUGGAAGUCGCGGAAGCAAGGGCAUGUGAUUGGUCGUCUCACACAUGUUCCUCACUCGCAUGGAGAAGAGUACUAUCUUCAUUUGUUAUUGAACUAUCAAAAAGGGUGCCAGAGAUUUGCUGAUAUUUGUUCUGUUUGUGGCAUUGUGUACGACACAUUCAAAGAAGCUUGUUAUGCUCAAGGGCUGUUACAAGAUGAUAGGGAAUUUAUUGAUGCAAUUAAUGAAGCCAGUUCAUGGGCUUCGCCGAAUUAUAUCAGGAGGUUGUUUGCAAUGCUUUUGAUGUCAAAUAACAUGGUCUGUCCCGACAUGGUCUGGGAACAAUGUUGGCAACAUUGUGCAGAUGACAUGAUGUUUGAUAGGACACAUAAUUUAGCACUAUGGCGAAGUAGUGUGAUGUUAACCUCUUCUAUUAUGGGUUUAGGUUUCGAGCAUUCUGCUGACAAGAUCAAGUCCACCAUUCUCGCCGAAAUUGAAAAAUUGUUGCAGCCGAAUGGUAGGACACUUAAAGAAUUUACUGACAUGUCAUUUCCAAAUUUGGUGGAUUCCAUUGAACCUCCCGGCACAAUCUUCUUUGAUAAGCUCAGUUUCAAUAAGACCGUGCGUGUCGCGUACAACACAAUAUUCAAUGCAGUCAGUCAUGGCAUAGGUGGUUUUUUCUUUGUUUAUGGAUAUGGUGGAAUUGGGAAGACUUUUCUAUGGAAUGCACUUUCCGCUUCAAUAAGGUCGAAAGGUCAUAUUGUUCUAAACGUGGCAUCCAGUGGCAUUGCAGCGCUAUUGUUGCCUAAUGGGCGAACUGCUCAUUCACGCUUUAAGGUUCCACUCAGUGUUAACCAAGAUUCCAUUUGUAAUAUAAGGCAAAGCACACCUCUCGCACAACUUAUUUCAUCUGCAAAAUUAAUUAUAUGGGACGAGGAACCUAUGUUAAACAAAUUUUGCUUUGAAGUGCUCGACAAGUGCCUUAAAGAUGUUCUUCGUUUUGAUCAUGGAUAUAAUCCCGAUGCUCUGUUUGGUGGAAAAGUUGUUGUUCUCAGAGGUGAUUUCCGUCAGAUAUUACCUGUUAUUCCUCGAGGUUCCCGAGAGGAGAUUGUUCAUGCGUGUAUUAAUGUUUUGUACCUGUGGCAAUCUUGCCAUGUGUUGCAAUUGACCGAAAACAUGAGGCUGGGUCAUGGUCCGCAAGAUAUCCACAAUGUGCAGUUAGAGGAAUUUACUAACUGGCUGCUUCAAAUAGGUGAUGGGUUAUUCGGAGACAGUGCUGAUUGCGAAUCAGUGAUUAGAAUACCAGACAACUUGCUAUUGGAUAUUGAGUCUCCAGGUCUCCACGAUUUGGUGUUGUUUGUUUAUCCUGACGUUUUACUCCGUACUUCUAGCGUGGAUUAUUUUAAGGACAGGAGUAUAUUGGCACCAACACUUGAUGUUGUGACUGAAGUUAAUAAUCAUGUGAUGUCUUUGAUCCCUGGCAAUGAAAAGGUUUACCUGAGCUCUGACACGCUGCUUAAUGAAGAAGGUCACUUAGAAUCUGAAUUAAUACACAAUGAGCACAGAGUCGUUGAAUACGUUGAAUUGUUCUGGAAUUCCUCAACACAGAUUAGUUCUUAA
Molecule: messenger RNA, 1887 nt
Organism: Arachis stenosperma
Lineage: Eukaryota; Viridiplantae; Streptophyta; Magnoliopsida; Fabales; Fabaceae
Exons: 4
Coding region: 1-1887 (628 amino acids)
Biological process (GO): telomere maintenance; DNA repair
Molecular function (GO): DNA helicase activity
Source: RefSeq, a predicted model, not a curated record